Molecule: messenger RNA, 4665 nt
Organism: Anolis carolinensis (green anole)
Lineage: Eukaryota; Metazoa; Chordata; Lepidosauria; Squamata; Anolidae
Gene: tp73
Product: tumor protein p73
Exons: 12
Coding region: 495-2252 (585 amino acids)
Biological process (GO): apoptotic process; protein tetramerization; regulation of transcription by RNA polymerase II
Cellular component (GO): nucleus
Molecular function (GO): DNA-binding transcription factor activity, RNA polymerase II-specific; RNA polymerase II cis-regulatory region sequence-specific DNA binding; protein binding
Source: RefSeq, a predicted model, not a curated record
UCUUGUGAGUUUGUGUGUCUUGUGUACAAACAAGGCCGUGAGCGGAAGCUACAGAAGCGCAACCUGCUCUUGGAAAGUGUCGAUUUCUUCUCGCCGACCCUCCUGAGAAAAGACCUUUGUUUGCUUCUUUCACGUGAGGCGUCGCUCUCCGGAGUCCACAGCUUGGGCGACGCUUCGAUUCGGGCUCGUUUGCGCCCCUUGCGGGGAUUAUUACAGGCAACCAACCACCUCCAACCACGAUUGGUACCGUCCAAUACAUCACCGGGCAAGUCUAGACCUGCCUUGCCACUUAAUGAAUAGUCAUGAGAGCGGCAGAAGGGGUGGGCAUGGGUUUUGUUGUUAGAUGCAACCACGAUGACAGGACCAAGGCGGCAUUCGGGGAAGUGAGGCAAAGACGGACUUCACUCCUCUUCGCGAUGUCUUUGCACACCUUGACCACAUGAGUCCGGAAGAAAGGAACGUUCUGGCGACUCUCGGACUCCGCAGGAGCUAAAAUGCUGUACGCCAGCCACCCCAUGCAGGACUACGCCACGUCCCAGUUCAAUUUGCUCAACGGCAGCAUGGAUCAGAGCACUGACAGUCGAGCUGCCUCGUCGAGCCCGUACAACUCGGAGCACGCCUCCAAUGUCCCGACGCUCUCGCCGUACUCCCAGCCCAGCUCCACCUUCGACACCAUGUCCCCGGCGCCCGUCAUCCCCUCCAACACCGACUACCCGGGACCGCACCACUUCGAGGUCACCUUCCAGCAGUCCAGCACCGCCAAAUCCGCCACCUGGACGUAUUCCCCGCUGCUGAAGAAGCUCUACUGUCAGAUCGCCAAGACAUGCCCCAUCCAGAUCAAAGUGUCCGGCCCUCCUCCGCCGGGGACCAUCAUCCGCGCCAUGCCCGUCUACAAGAAGGCCGAGCACGUGACAGAAGUGGUCAAACGGUGCCCGAACCACGAACUUGGGCGUGACUUCAAUGACGGUCUCUCGGCUCCAGCCAGCCACCUCAUCCGUGUGGAAGGCAACAACCUCUCCCAGUAUGUGGACGACCCAGUGACUGGGAGGCAGAGCGUCAUGGUUCCGUAUGAGCCUCCACAGGUGGGCACCGAAUUCACCACCAUCCUCUACAAUUUCAUGUGCAACAGCAGCUGCGUCGGCGGAAUGAACCGGCGUCCCAUCCUCAUCAUCAUCACGCUGGAAACGCGAGAUGGGCAGGUUUUGGGGCGGAGGUCGUUCGAAGGCCGGAUCUGUGCUUGCCCUGGCAGGGACCGGAAAGCGGACGAGGACCAUUAUCGGGAGCAGCAAGCCCUGAACGAAAGCGCGGCCAAAAACGGCAACCCCAACAAGCGGACGUUCAAGCAAAGUCCGCAAGGGAUGCCAGCACUGGGAGCUGGAAUGAAGAAGCGGAGGCACGGAGAAGAGGAAACAUACUACGUUCCCGUUCGGGGCCGGGAGAAUUUCGAGAUACUGAUGAAGAUCAAGGAGAGCAUGGAGCUGGUGGAGCUGGUGCCCCAGCAGUUGGUGGACUCCUAUCGGCAGCAACAACAGCAACUCCUUCAGCGCCAGACUCACCUGCAGCCUCCGUCUUCGUACGGUCCGGUCCUGUCCCCGAUGAACAAGCUCCACGCAGGAGGGGUCAACAAACUGCCAUCGGUGAACCAGUUAGUCGGCCAGCCGCAACAGCACGGCCCCAACACCGGGCCAAAUCUGGGGCCUAUGGGGCCAGGAAUACUGAACAGCCACCCCAUGCAGUCCAACGGCGACAUGAACGGCGGCCACUCCUCGCAGUCCAUGGUCUCCGGGGCGCACUGCAGCCCCCCUCCGCCCUACAACCCGGAUCCAAGCCUUGUCAGUUUUUUAACAGGAUUGGGGUGCUCCAACUGCAUCGACUACUUCACCUCACAAGGGUUGCAGACCCUUUACCAGCUGCAGAAUCUAACCCUAGAGGACCUUGUUCUUCUGAAGAUCCCCGAGCAAUACCGGAUGAUCAUCUGGAGGGGCCUCCAGGACCUGAAGCAGGGCCACGACUACGGCGCCCAGCAGCUCAUCCGCUCCAGCGGCAACGCCUCCACCAUCUCCAUCGGCGCGUCGGGGGAGCUGCAGCGGCAGCGCGUCAUGGAGGCCGUGCACUUCCGCGUGCGCCACACCAUCACCAUCCCCAACCGCGGCGGGGCAGACGAGUGGGCGGACUUUGGCUUCGACCUCCCGGACUGCAAGUCCCGCAAGCACUCCAUCAAAGAGGAGUUCACGGAGGGGGAAAUCAACUGAGGACAUCAAAUUUAGACAAAUUCCGAAAGCCGGGCAGAUACGAGACACCCAAAGUAUUUCUCAGAACUUGAGGCACAACGGUGGGUCACCUCAUGGAGCUACCACUCCCCUCCGAAAAUGUUCUUUCCACGCGAGUCAACUUACGGUAGAUGUUUUGUGUUCAGCCUAUGAACAUGUCUUGGUUGAAACCGACUUCUACAUUCCCAUUUUCUUUGUACUACGUUGUAAUGCAAAGGACCAAUCUGUUUGCUCCAUUAAGGCGCAGUGGUUCGCUUGGAGAACCUUUGGCACAAGUAGGUUGUAUUAUUUCCCAUCUAAACAACUUAAGGACUCAACCAGCAUUAGAUGUUUGGUGGUCACGUCCAACCAACGGACAUGACUUGGUUGAAACCAAUAGGUUGUAUUCUUUCCCAUCUAAACGACUUAUGGACUCAACCAGCAUUAGAUGUUUGGUGGUCACGUCCAACCGACGGACAUGACUUGGUUGAAACCAAUAGGUUGUAUUAUUUCCCAUCUGAACGACUUAUGGACUCAACCAGCAUUAGAUGUUUGGUGGUCACGUCCAACCGACGGACAUGACUUGGUUGAAACCAACAGGUUGUAUUAUUUCCCAUCUGAACGACUUACGGACUCAACCAGCAUUAGAUGUUUGGUGGUCACGUCCAACCGAAGGACAUGACUUGGUUGAAACCAACAGGUUGUAUUAUUUCCCAUCUGAACGACUUACGGACUCAACCAGCAUUAGAUGUUUGGUGGUCACGUCCAACCCAUGGACAAGACUUGGUUGAAACCAACUGAUAGUUCCCAUUUGCCGGUUCAUGGGUAGAGUCUUUGGUAGUUUGUGUUCUUUCCAUGCUACACAACUUCUGCACUCAACCACCAGUAGAUGUUUCGUGGUCACACUCAACAGAGAAACAUCUUGGUUGAAACCGACCAACCAGAAUUAGAUGUUUUGUGGUCGCAUUCCACAGAGGAACAUCUUGGUUGAAACCGACCCACCAGCAUUAGAUGUUUGGUGGUCACAUUCCACAGAGGAACAUCUUGGUUGAAACCAAUCCACCAGCAUUAGGUGUUUGGUGGUCACGUUCAAUAGAGGAACAUCUUGGUUGAAACCAAUCAACCAGCAUUAGAUAUUUGUUGGUCACGUUCAACAGAAGAACAUCUUGGCUGAAACCGACCCACCAGCAUUAGAUGUUUGGUGGUCACGUUCAACUUGGUUGAAACCAACUGAUACGUUGCCAUGUUCUUUGUACAAAGGACCCACUGAGGACCACUAUGUUCCUCAAGAUCUAUCUUCUCAAAGACGGUUAGACUGGAUGGCCCUUGCGCUCUCCUUCAACUCUUGACUUUGGUUUUAAUCCAUGGCUUCUCCUGCCUUGGAGCAUCACGAAGACUGCUUGGUACCAAACUUAUUUCCUUCAAUAGACUGCCAAAAAAAAUGUCUCCCCGUCCCCGAAUCCUACCAUUCUUUCUGGAAUGAAAAAACAACUUUUUAUAAUUCCACGAUCCCUCGCAUUAGAGGGACCUUUCUGUGUAUGUUGUACAUAUCCUAUGUUGUUGUAAAGUCUAUUUGUGUGUGUGUCUGUGUGGACAGAUGAGUAAGACAUACUACGCCGCGAACACAAAGAGGAAGAUUCUUUUAUUCCUAUCCCAAUCCUGCCAAGAAAAUAAAAAUACACGCUGGACAUUCCAAAAAUACAUAAAUCCCUCUUACUAUAGAGUAAGGCGCUCGGCUGCAGGCACUGCACAACAUGCCACACACACACAUUCCUUGGAAAGAGUGUGUGUGUGUGGCAUGCAGGCACAGCGAAUGCAACCGAACACCUCUUACUUUAAAGUAAGGCGCCCAGCUGCAGGCACUGCACACCAUGCCAGACACACACAUUCCUUGGCAUGCAGCCGAAUGCCUCUUACUCUAGAGUAAGGCGCUCGGCUGCAGGCACUGCACAACAUACCAGACACAUACAUUCCUUGGAAAGAGUGUGUGUGUGUGUGGCGUGCAGGCACAGUGCCUGCAGCCAAGCACCUCUUACUCUAGAGUAAGGCGCUCGGCUGCAGGCACUGCACACCAUGCCAGACACACACAUUCCUUGGCAUGCAGCCGAAUGCCAGCUGAAGGCACUGUACACCGCACCACACAUUCACUCUCUUUCCAAGGAGAGUGUGUAUGUGUUGUGAUGUGCACACAAGCCCGGAAAGCACACGCGUCUGCCAGUGUCUGCACCUAAACUAGGAGUAGCUGUCGCACACAAACACAAAGAGUGUUUUGCUUGGUCAGUUGUGAGAUUUGUUUCCGUUUCACGAUCAUGCUAUAUUUGGGGUAAAAUGUGUUAGUUUUAUAGCUCUCUCUCUUUUUGUUAGUAACACAAUAAACGUAUUGCAAAUGUUGUUUGCUCCCAAAGGGAGAAGGAAA